CCUGAAGAGUCGAGUGGUUAAUCGUUCUAUGAAAGAUUUUAAGAAAAAGUACUUUACAUAAAUCCCUAUAAAAAAAUUUCAACCCCAAUCACUUCGUCGGGAGAUUUUCCCUAUGUCCUUAAAUGGAGAGUAACAGUGUAAACCGUAAAGUUUUAAGGAAGUAUAAAAACCAAAUAUUCGCCACAUUAGCAGUGAACAUUAUAACCUUUUCGCAAGGACACUCAACUGCAUGGUGUGCACCUUCUCUUCCACUUUUACAAUCCGAAAAUUCCCCAUUGCCAUCUGGACCUAUCACUGUUGAAGAAGCGUCAUGGAUCGGAUCGACGGUCUGCAUUGGAGGUAUCCUCGGAACCUUUUUAUUUGGUAUCCUAGUUGAUCAACUUGGCCGGAAAAAGGCUUUGUAUUUGCUUACAAUACCACAUACAGGUUUUUGGUUGCUCAUAAUCUUUGGUACAACAGCGAUUCAUUUAUGUGUUGCUCGGCUACUUAGCGGGAUAUCUGGAUUUGGUGCAUUUAUUGUGAUACCAAUAUUUGUUGCUGAUAUAUCUGACAGCAAGAUCCGUGGAGCGCUUGGAUCAAUAGUCACAAUAACUUUCAAUGCAGGAUUGCUUUCAGGAUUCAUUCUUGCAUCACAUCUUAGCUACAGUUUAUAUCCACGCAUCAUAAUUGGAUUAGCGAUCGUUUAUAUAUUUGCAAUAUAUUCUUUGCCCGAAACUCCUCAGUAUCUCAUCAAAAACAAAAGAAAUGAUGAGGCGGAAAACGCACUAAGAUUUUAUCGAAGUUUCGAAGCAUCAACCGAAGAGGAACGUCAGAAAUUUAAGGAGGAUCUUACAAUCCAGAAGGACACAAAAAAUGAAGAUAUGGAAAAGAAGGUUAACCUAUCGUACCGAGACUUCCUAAAACCUGCUGCCGUACGAGCACUGCUAGUCAGCCUAGGUGUACUGUUUUUGAAUCAAGCCUGUGGAAUGUUUGCUUUGCUCAAUUAUACGGUCAACCUAUUCAAGAGGUCUGGGUCGAGCAUGGAUCCAAAUACUUGUACCAUCAUUGUGGGAGCUAUUCAACUGGUGGGAGCAUUAUUGGCUUCUAAGUACGUCGACAAGCUGGGCAGAAGAAUUCUGCUAAUCACGUCUUGUUUAGGAGUAGCUCUAGGAUCCUUUGCCCUUGCGAGCUUUUCGUUCCUCAGCUCCACUAUGGACUUGUCCUCCGUAAGUUGGGUCGCAGUCGCUAGUGUUUCUUUCUCAAUAUUAUUGGGAUCAUUUGGGCUUAUACCGCUGCCCCAUGUAAUUGUAACGGAGAUCAUGCCACAAAAAAUAAAAGCAACUGCAGUUACCUUCUGCUUGUGCUUCCAUAGCGUCGUUGCAUUCAUUAUUCUGAAGGUCUAUCCUAUUAUGAUUAUAGAUUUAGGAGUGCAUGGUGUAAUGGCAAUAUCUGGUGCAGUUUGCGUACUCGGAGCCGUGGGAACUUAUUUGUUUAUGCCUGAAACGAAAGGAAAAGAUUUGAAUAUAAGCGAAGAUGGAUUUAGCCUCGCACUUUUUUACGAAUUUUUAUUCAAUUACGCUGUGAAAAUUAGAUUUUUGAAAAUGAUUGAAAACAGUGGUGUUUUGGAAAAGAUGAAAAAGUACAAAAAUCAGAUACUGGCGACAAUGGCAGUGAAUGUGAUAGCAUUAUCACAUGGUCAUGCAGUUGCAUGGCUUGCUCCAACGUUGCCUCUCCUGCAGUCCGAAAACUCUCCCCUGACGACUGGUCCUAUCACCGUGGAGGAAGCGUCGUGGAUUGGAUCAUUAGUAUGUCUUGGAGGACUUUUAGGAUGCUCAUUUUUCGGUAUUCUAGUGAAUCAUAUUGGUCGGAAGAAAAGCCUAUAUUUGCUAACAGUACCACACGCAUGCUUCUGGUUGUUGAUAAUCUUUGGCACGGAGGUACCUCAUCUUUACAUUGCCCGGACCGUUAGCGGAAUAACUGGGGGUGGAAUUUUCGCUGCUGUUCCAACAUUUGUGACAGAUAUUUCUGAUAAUAAGAUUCGCGGAACGCUUGGCUCGAUGUUUAUGAUGAGUUUUAAUAUCGGCAUAUUGUCAGGUUUCAUCCUUGGAGCCUACUUGAGUUACAGUCUCUUCCCCCAGGUUAUCAUUGGGCUAUCCGCCUUUUUCAUUGCUGCAAUAUUCUGCCUACCAGAUACUCCACAAUAUUUGAUUCAGAUAAAAAGGGAUGACGAAGCCGAGAAGGCACUUAAAUUUUAUCGCAACUUCAAAGCCGCAACAAAGGAGGAAUGCCGAGAGUUCAACGAGCAUUUGGCGAAUUUGAAAAACAGGAUACGUGGAAUUGCGGAAGAAAAACGUCCGAAAUUAUCUUAUCGUGACUUUUUACAACCGGCGGCGGUUCGAGGACUACUAGCUGGCAUAGGUCUCAUGUUUCUAAAUCAAUUCAGUGGACUUUUCGCUUUAAUUUGCUACACACCGAGCAUAUUCGAAAUGUCCGGAUCAAACAUGGACGGAAACACUUGCACAAUAAUUGUUGGAGCGAUUCAAUUGCUAGGAACGAUAGUUGCGACAAAUCUGGUGGAUCGAACUGGAAGACGAAUUCUGCUCAUCGUUUCCUGUUUAGGAGUUGCCUUGGGAUCAUUUGCCCUUUCAGUAUUUUCAUACCUUAGCGUUAGUCAAGACCUGACCCACCUGAGCUGGCUGGCCGUGACCAGCGUCUCAUUUGCAAUAUUUUUAGGAUCUAUAGGGCUGAUACCUUUACCGUUUGUAGUAUUCACAGAAAUCAUGCCGCACAAGGUGAAAGCGGUCAGUGUUUCUGUCUGCUUGAUGAUCCUCAAUCUGCUGGCGUUCACAGUUCUGAAAAUCUAUCCGAUGAUGAUGAUAAACUUCGGAAUGCACGGUGUGAUGUGGAUAUCUGGUGGCUUAACAACGAUCGGAGCUGUACUAAUUUUCUUCUUCCUGCCAGAAACGAAAGGAAAAUGCUUGGAAGUGAAGGAUGAUGAUUCAUAGUUUUUUUUUCAAUUUGAAAUCAACCUUCAGCUAGCCGUUGCAAUAGCUAGUGGUGAUAAGAUACGUCCUUUCCGAAUGUUCCUUAUUGACUCAUAUUCAAUAUAUCCGCGAAUUGAAUAUCGAAACGAAUACGUCAAUCAAGGAACUACCGAAACGCGCAACUAUUUUUAAGCUUUAUACGUACCUAUGUAGAUGUAAUAAGUAUGUAUAAUAAGAUAAAGGGUUAAUACAUAAGUAGGAGAGAAUUCUUAAAUGAAAA
Molecule: messenger RNA, 3243 nt
Organism: Hermetia illucens (black soldier fly)
Lineage: Eukaryota; Metazoa; Arthropoda; Insecta; Diptera; Stratiomyidae
Exons: 12
Coding region: 123-2984 (953 amino acids)
Biological process (GO): transmembrane transport; carbohydrate transport
Cellular component (GO): membrane
Molecular function (GO): sugar transmembrane transporter activity
Source: RefSeq, a predicted model, not a curated record